This is a messenger RNA of Pelagomonas calceolata, 1708 nucleotides long. The record is from the annotation of a GenBank genome assembly. Lineage: Eukaryota; Pelagophyceae; Pelagomonadales; Pelagomonadaceae.
CAGCGCUCUCCCGCGGAGCCGCGCCUGCCAGCAAACGAGACCACAGACAGGACCAUGAUCGCGAGCCGCACCGCCGCCCUGACCGGCGCGGCCGCCUGCGGCAACGACUCCGUGGUCCGCGACAUCCUGCGGCCCCAGCGCGAGGGGCAGGUCCGCGAGCGCACCGACGGCGUCGGCGUGGACUCGCGCGAGCCGACGAGCGGCCGCACGGCGCUGCAUUUUGCUAUUUUAAACGAUCGUUUGACGACGGUGGACCUCUUACUGUCUCUGGGCGCCGACCCGACGAUCGCCGACGGUUCCGGAAGGAGGGCCUGCCACAUGUGCGUCGUGCCGAAGCGGCACCAAAUCUUAGACCUCAUCCUGGCGACGGCCGCGGCGCGGGGCGAGGUCGACGUCGUGCUCGGGGCGCGCGACGCCCUCGCGCGGUGUCCCCACCACCUGGCGGCCGCCAAGGGCGACAAGGCGGCCGUCGCGACGAUCCUCGACGCGAAGCCGGACCUGCUGAACAUGGGAGAUUGCACGGGCCGCACGGCCCUCUGGCUCGCGUGCGCGCGGGCCUGCGAGACGUCGGGCCCGGCGCGCGAGGCCUUCGUGGCGACGAUGGAUCUGUUGAUGCGGCGCGGCGCGGACCCGAACGUGCGCGACGCCGAGCGGGGCGAGACGCUGCUGGGCUGGCUCGCGCGGACCGGCGAGGCGGCGACGGUCCGGCGCGUGCUCCGGGACUUCGACGGCGCGUGGGGCCCGCGCGUCGAGCUCGACGUCCUCGACACCUACUUGGAACGGUCUCCCUUGGACUGGGUCGCCCUGCGCGCGGAGCCGGCGGCCGGUGCGUUUUCCGGCGUCUUUGUCUUCGACCCCACCAGAACGCCAUCGCCGCGACAACAACAACUCACCGCUCGACAAAACGCAGGCGAGGAGGGCCGGCCGCCCUACGACCCGGCGUGCUGCCUCGCGUUGGUCGACGGCGGGGCGCGCGUGGGCGAGCGGCACGAGGCCUUGAUCGCGCGGGCCCGGACCGAGGACCUGCCGCCCAUCCCGGAUUUUGAGAGGGAGAAGAGUCUGCACGUGCUGCACACGCGGCUGCGGCAGGUGGCCCACUCUAGAUUGGACGUGCACGACGACGACGAGAACGAGGACGCUGCCGUCGAGCGCCUCGAGGCGAGCCUGGACGCGUACAACACGGCCGACGGCGAGGACGCGCCGCUGUCGCUCGUCGACUUCCACGCGGCGCUGCGCGGCGCGUUGCGGGUGAAGCCGUCGCUGGCGAACGACCACGACGUGAGCCAGGUCUGGGCGCGCCUCAACAAGCACGGCCAGACGGCGUCGGCGCGGACGUUCCUGAAGUGGGUCGGCCUCGCCAAGAAGCACGCGAAGAAAGUGGAGGACUCCAAGAGGGCUUCGAAAAUGAUGACGAUGAUUGGUAGCGCCUCGGCCUUCUCGUCGGGCGCGGGCGGGAAAUCGUUGCUCAUGAGAAUUGCCGAGGCCGAGGGUCGUGAGACCGUCACGCGGGUCCUGAAGACCGACGACUUUGAUGUCCAGGAAACGAUCAAGGAGAUGGCGUGGACGUCCGGCGCGUGGCGUGAAACCGAGGAGGAGAUGUACCACACGUUCCUGGCGACGCGUAACACGUCGUCGGCGAAGGGGAAGAGGAAGGGGACGCGGAGGUAGUCGUCGUUUGGGCGGGUAAGUAUCUCACGUUCGCGGCACG